AUGCGUCUCCUAGUCUCCCAGUCUCCCGCUAUUGGGAUUCCGUGUGGAGAGGGGAUGGGCUCGGCUGCAGGCUGUGAUUGGUGUGACCGGUUACCUGGUCCCGCUCCUCGGCCUCGGUACCAGGUUAAUUCGCUUCUUGCGACGCCCGCUCGUUCGACCCAUGGCAACCCUCCCCCCGUCAUCCUCCAUCCCCAAUCCUGCCCAGACGCUCGGGCCGGCCGCCAGCCAGAACCCAAAGCGAGUCUGACCUGGGACCGGCGGGCUGGUGCCCUGGCAGACUGCCCUGGGGUCCCUGGAACGCUCGAAUGUCCCGGGCAGCGUGUCCCACCCGGCGGCUGGUACGAUCCAUCCAUGUAUGCACGGUGGUCUCAAUCGUUUUAG
Molecule: messenger RNA, 381 nt
Organism: Geosmithia morbida
Lineage: Eukaryota; Fungi; Ascomycota; Sordariomycetes; Hypocreales; Bionectriaceae
Exons: 2
Coding region: 1-381 (126 amino acids)
Source: RefSeq, a predicted model, not a curated record